This is a messenger RNA of Pezoporus flaviventris, 1790 nucleotides long. RefSeq names its product collagen alpha-1(III) chain-like. The record is from RefSeq and is a predicted model, not a curated record. The transcript is spliced from 13 exons. The coding region runs from base 1 to 1662 and encodes 553 amino acids. Lineage: Eukaryota; Metazoa; Chordata; Aves; Psittaciformes; Psittacidae.
AUGUGUGGGUCCCAUGGCCAUGUGCAGAGCCCCAUCCUGGCGCUCCCAUCUCCAGCCCUGUGUGGUACCAGGGCAUCGGGGGGGGCUUGGGGCAUCCUCGCUGCCCUGCAGAUGGGCACCGAGGAUGCAGAAGGGAGGACAUCACCUUCCCCAAGACAUCCGCAACACGGUGGGCAACAUCCCCAUGGAGUGGUACCAGGACUUCCCCCACAUCGGCUACGACCUGGAGGGCAGGAAGAUCUACAAACCCCUCCGGAGCAAGGACGAGCUGGACCUGUUCCUGGAGAAGAUGGAGAACCCCGACUACUGGAGGACGGUGCAGGACGGGAGGACGGGCGCAGACCUGAGGCUGAGCGACGAGGAGGUGGCGUUGGUGCAGCGGCUGCAGAAGGGGCACUUCGGGGACGUCCGCUUCGACCCCUACGAGCCCGCCGUGGACUUCUUCACGCACGAGGUGAUGCUGCACCCGGUCACCAACCGCCCCGCCGACAAGAGGAGCUUCAUCCCCUCGCUCGUCGAGAAGGAGAAGGUCUCCAAGCUGGUCCAUGCCAUCAAGAUGGGCUGGAUCAAGCCUCGGAAGCCCAAGGACGAGACGCCCGCCUACUACGACCUCUGGGCGCACGAGGAUCCCAACUCCAUCCUGGGCCGCCACAAGAUGCACGUCCCGGCCCCGAAGAUGAAGCUGCCGGGGCACGAGGAGUCCUACAACCCCCCUCCCGAGUACCUGCUCAGCGAGGAGGAGAGGCUGGCGUGGGAGCAGCAGGAGCCGGCGGAGCGGAGGCUGAGCCUCGUGCCGCAGCAGCACCGCAGCCUGCGGGCAGUGCCCGCGUUCCCCCGCUUCAUCCACGAGCGCUUCGAGCGCUGCCUCGACCUCUACCUCUGCCCGCGCCAGAGGAGGAUGAGGGUCAACGUGGAUCCGGAGGAUCUCAUCCCCAAGCUGCCCAAACCCCGGGAUCUGCAGCCCUUCCCCACCACCCAGGCCCUGGUGUACCGCGGGCACACGAGCCUGGUGCGCUGCCUCAGCAUCAGCCCCAGCGGGCAGUGGCUGGUGUCGGGCUCCGACGACGGCUCCGUGCGGUUCUGGGAGGUGAGCACCGCCCGCUGCGUGCGGACCCUGCCCGUCGGGGGCGUGGUGAAGAGCCUCGCAUGGAACCCCAACCCCUCCAUCUGCUUGGUGGCCAUCGCCGUGGAGCAGUCGGUGCUGCUGGUGAACCCCUGCCUGGGGGACAAGCUCCUCUAUGGGGCCACGGACCAGGUCCUGGCCUCCUUCGUGCCCCCCGAGGAGGAGCGGCUCCAGCCGGUGCAGUGGGUGACGGCCAGCGCGGAGGAGCAGAGCCGAGGCGUCCGCCUGCUCGUGCAGCACGCCAAGGCCGUGAAGCAGCUCACGUGGCACGGCAAAGGGGAUUACUUCGCCAGCGUCGUGGCGGACAACGGCAGCAUGCAGGUGCUCAUCCACCAGAGCAGCAAGCGUUGGAGCCAGAGCCCCUUCCGCCGCGGCAAGGGGCUGGUGCAGUGCGUGCUCUUCCACCCCGUCCGGCCCUAUUUCUUCGUGGCCACGCAGCGUUACGUCCGCGUCUACAACCUGCUCAAGCAGGAGCUCACCAAGAAGCUCAUGAGCAACUGCAAGUGGGUGUCCAGCAUGGCCAUCCACCCCGGGGGUGACAACAUCAUCUGUGGCAGCUACGACAGCAAACUGGCCUGGUUCGACCUGGACCUCUCCACCAGACCCUACCAGAUGCUGAGGCACCACAAGCGAGCCCUGCGGAGCGUGGCCUUCCACAAGCGGUACC